AUGGCUUCAUGGUUCACGUCUUGGCUGCCUAGUCUGCCGACCAUCGACUUCAGUUUGCCUUCAACUAUCCAGAGGAGAUUUAUCUCUUUUGUCUUGAAGAGAACCCUUGGUCACUUCCUUCGACCAGGGCAACUGGAUGUUCACCAAAUAGACAGCCAGAUUGGGUCUGGUCAUGUUCAGGUCAAUAACCUGGAACUAGAUAAUAAGGCCAUCAAUUCUCUUAUUGAUAACCUUCCGCUCGAACUUCAAGAUGGAUCCAUCGGCUCAGUCACGGCGCGUAUACCUUGGCCCAAUCCAUUGACAUCUACGCUUGGAUUCUCCAUCCAAUCCCUGCACCUUGCGUUUCGCCUCACAUCUUCUACCAGAAAGUCUGAGACAGAUUUGUCGGACUCUGUCGCGUCUGUAGCGGAGUCCUUCAUCCAUGAUGAACUCACUCCUCGAGAAGAGGCCACGCUUCGAGAAUCAAUCUACUCUGAAGUUAUGACAAGGGAUGGCGAAGAUGACCACCAUGUUCCGGGAGGGUUGAAUCCAUUUCUGACUGAGCCGGAGGAGCACGACUUUCAGGCUGAUUCUGACCCCGCGGGCAUAUCCCUGUUUGCAAUCCUCAUCGAGAGACUUCUGGCCAAGUUCGAGUGCGAUAUCGCCGACUCAAAAUUUACCAUCAUCUCCCCUGGCGAGUCUAGCUUUACGUUCUACGUGGGCGAAUUGACGUAUGCGGUGGAAUCCCCGGCGACAGAUCCAAACACUGGUGUGCCGGUACCAGUGGAAGGUAACGUCGGUGAGACGCGAAAGGUUACUGUGAAGAAUGUCAAAGUGACAAGCAAAGACUUACGCCCCCCGCACAUGCAAUCUCCUUGGCCGUCAGCAUAUUCGAGCAAUGCUCCGACCGAAAGAGCUGCAUCACCCGCUUCUUCGUCUUCGUCGUUGGAUGAGGACACACAGCUUCUUAUGUCUCAGUCGAUUGCAUGCCUACCUCAGCGAUCAUCGUCUCCCACUAGCUCUGUGGCGAGUAGCAUGUAUCAAAGCGCGAUUUCUGCGGCGGAUGAACCUUCUGAAGCCGAUGUCGACCGUCAACCCAGCGACCGAAGUCCUGGCGGCGAAUCGCGUUCCACCAUCAUGCAGACAUCUCCUCCACUUCCGGUCUCGGAUGCUCACUUUGAGGAGACUAUAUUCUCCCUUGGAUCCGACACCGCCACUAUUCGCCUGACUACUCCCUCCCCGACAAGCCCAGCGCAAAGUGAAGGCACGUCGCCGUUAGAUUCCACCUCUAAACAGCCGAGUAUUAGGGCAGAGAAUCUCAAACUGUCCGUCAGCAUUGGUAUAAUCACUAGCUCUCUGCGUGCAAGACAUCUCCGCGCUGUAAUGGACAUGUUGGAACGCUGGAACCUCUAUCGCGGACCUCAACGUCCGACUCCAACCCCCCCUUCCGAGUCGCAGCCGUCGGCUCUAUCUUUGACCGUCGAUGGUUCUGUUCACGUCAAGGGCAUUGCAUUGGUUGUUCUCCCCGCGAGUAACAGACCUGAGGACCUCUCCACAUUUUACGCCCGUCCCUUGGUCCCUCCUUCCCUUUCCACUGCAUACGUUCGGGUUCAUAUCGACAGCAUCUCGUGCUCCUUCCCUCACUUUAUUCUAAAUGACAGUGCUCCUCCGAAACGGAGGGAUGCCAGUCGAGAAGCGCCCACAGCAACCGUGUCGUUAUCAAUAUCUGACUUCUCUGUAUUCGCUGUACAACCGUCUUUGGGAGACGAGAUAAUCGCAUCGCCCAUUAUGAUCACAGAUCCCCUCCUUAUAAUGCAACCUCCGGCUUCGGCUCCUCGUGCGCAUCCUUCGGAUCCGGAAAUAGAGCAACUACCCGAGUUCCAAACUGUGGAUUACACGGAUGAGGCUUCUUGGGUUCAUGGCGUAAGACCUUCGUUUUGGCGGACGAAGCCCAAGCAAAGAGCUCGGUCACAACAUACUAGACAAACGAGUCACGCCACUUCCAACGCGUCUGAGCACGGCGAAGCUCCCCAACCAAUGACGCCUCCGGUGACCCCGGCUGUCCAGCUCCGUUUGUCUCGCUCAGGUGACAUAGAGGUCAAGGUGGUGCCGCUGCAUCUGUUUCUCGAUUUAGGCCAAGCAUUACAGCACGGCGGUGUCCUGGCCUUUGUGGGGGAACUCUACACUGUGGUAGAUGGGGUGCCUGAUGCGGACUCGGGAAAAGUGACGGACGACGAAGAUGGCAGCGAUUCGAGCACUCCACCUGCCACCCCAAGACAACCAAGUCGUACCUUUGAGGAAUUGCAAGAGCGUGAACGAAGGAGAUUAGAGCGAUUAGUGAUGGAAGACCUUGAUCUUGAUCUCAAGUAUGACUACAAGAGAGAGCAGACCAAGAAGUUCGAUGGCCCUCGACCGAAAGCGGGACAACGCAAGCGUAAAGCGCCGAUCACAAAGUUGUCUGUGAAGCUGGCCAUGGUCAGAUUGCAGUUACGAUGCCCGUCACCCAUUCGAUAUGCGCAACGCUCUGGUGCUGUAGUCUUCGACAUCCUUGACAUCGAACUUUCUACAGGAGAGUCAGCCACCAAACCAACCCCAAAGUUUGUCGACUUCGACAAUGAUUCUGGAUCACCCAGAGGUAACAUCCUAGCUUCCGCUAGCUUCGAAGCCAUUUCGUUAUCCCUGGCCCUUGCUCAUACUACCAGAGCGAGAAGUCUGAUAUACGCAACUGGCCUUUCCUCCACAAAUGGUGCUACCCCGCGAUGCAGGGUGGUAGUUAUGAAGCUGGAACCCGUGAAUUCGCACACCCCCCCUCUUUCCUUGAUCUUGGAGAUCGCUUCAGUACGAGCGGUCGUACCGAAAGAUCUUCUCGACGGGGUCCAGUAUUGGGCUGACGAUCUUUCACAACUGCUAGAAGGGUUGAGCAAAGUCCCAGAAGAAGACUCCGACACGGAUAAGGCCUCAAUGAUUGGUAGCCGAUUCUUCGCUAAAUCGAGAAGUGGAAGUACAACUGGUAGCGGGCUGACAAUCGGUCGCAAGCCGCCUACAGAGCAAAGUGAAACGGUGGUGAAAGUGAUAAUAUUAGAAGCCCAUUUAACCGUUCUUUUACCUCGCCAGCGUGCCAACCAAAUUCCUCGGCCAAUUAUUGUCCGAGCUUCUGAUAUUGAUAUUCUCUUAGAGCUGAAGCCAGAAGGCAAGACAGUGGUGACACUGGCUGUAAUGGAAGCGUCGGUGACCGACUAUCCGGAGGCCGAAUCUGUGCGCAAGUUACUAGCACUCACAGUACCUCAUUCUAUCACAUACACGCCUAAACCUAUGGUCAAACUUCGCUUCAUCUCAUUGAUUGUUCCAGAAACCACGGCAAAGGAAGCACGUAUACACCUCACGCUUUGCGGCUUUGAACACACAGUACACCCUGAUAUAGGUUGGAUAGAGGAUCUGGCAACGUUUAGCAAAGCGCCUCCCGGUGCAUUCGAGUCCGUCAUCCCUAGCGAGCGUACCAAGAUCACAGUCAAAGCGAAUGACGGUUCGAUCCGUGCAGUGGCUUCCAAAUACCCUGGAGCAGUCUUGUUGUACGUCGGCGACUUCACAUUCUCCACGGUGCUUGGGGAGUCGGUCAUGAGCUACGAUCUGGACGCAUCCGAUCUUGCUAUCCUCGUUGUUGACGACUUGGCGGACGUCUCAUUGAAAAAACCCACCGCCAAAGGGUUGUUGCACUGGAAGGGGAUUGGAUAUGCUUUAGUGUCGGAAGUCACAAUUCUCCAGACGAAUGUACGCGUACUUACAGAGGCGGAGGUCCCAAAUACGCAAGUAACCAUAGAACGCAUUGGCAUCCGAAUACACUUGUGUGCCGAUACUCUCACUGCGAUCACGACCUUCGCCUCGGAUCUUACCUCUGUUUUUAGCCCGCCUGGGGAACAACCACCUAAGCGAAGAAACCAACCAUCUGUUCUAUCUAAAGAACGCACACAUCCUGUUUUCUCCACUGUCGAAGAGCAUGCCUUCAAUGUCAACCCAGAAGUAGGGCCGGCUAUCGAUAUGAUACACGAUGAUUUGCCGACGAAUGUAUACUACUUGGAUGAACACUUCGGAUCAGCUGCGGGCUUACGGGAGGUUCGAGACGAUGAUCUGGACGACUUUGACGGCGGGGACGAUAUUGUUGCAGGUGGCCCAGUGGAUGUCUCGCUUACCUUGCGUAAUACUGGCGUUACUUCCGAUGUAGGGAGUGAGACCGUUAAGAUGCUACAGCCUCAGGGAAUCCACAUCGUAGAAAAUUACUACGACAGCCUCCCAGCUAUACCGGAGGAUGGUGGAGUCGAACGAGGCCCAACUACGCUCCAAGUCCGAGUCCACCACGGCGAUGUUACCCUCCUCCUCUAUGAUGGGUAUGAUUGGGCAAGGACAAGAAGGAUAAUAGAAGAUGAAGUAAAGGAGAUGCGACGACGCCUCGCCAAGAUUCGGCAACUUGUUGCCACCGGACAAGUCCCAGACGAGGGUGUCGAAGAGACGAGCGCGAUGCUCUUCAAUUCCAUGUACAUUGGCCUAGAGCGUGACCCCGGAGAACUGGAGCCCGCGGCGCUCAUCGCAGCUAUCGAUGAGGAACUUCGAGAAGAUACAGAAACCGCCACCCAGAGCUCUUGGGAGUCACUGAUGCCACCAACCAUGCCACCAACAGCUGGUGCCGCCCCACGCCCUCACGUUCGGUCGACGAAAGUGAAUGGCAAGAAGCUUACACGUUCCAAAAGGUCUCGUAUAGAAAUAUGUUUAAUGGGACUGAGGGCAGAGGUUGACAAGUAUUUACCGGACGACCCCACGGUUGCUCGUAACUUCAUCACUGUCAAGGAUAUCGAGAUCCUAGACCAUAUAAAGUCAUCCACAUGGAAGAAAUUCCUGACGAGUAUGAAGACAGACUCGAAAGGCACUAUUCGUGAAACUGGGUCGAAUAUGGUGCGCGUCGAACUGCUCACCGUUCGGCCUGCUCCAGGGCAUCCGUCUGAAGAAGCCAGGUUAAAGGCAAAAAUAUUGCCUCUCAGACUAUACGUCGAUCAGGAUGCUUUAGACUUCCUAAAGAAGUUUUUCAGCUUCAAGGACCCAGACGCCCCCCCUAGCACGUCGGAUGGUGAAGACAUAUAUUUCCAGCAUGCAGAAGUCUUUCCUGUCGACCUCAAGCUCGAUUAUAAGCCUCGUCGCGUAGAUUACAGAGCCCUUCGAGAGGGUCGUACCAUCGAAUUAAUGAACUUCUUCCACUUUGACGGUGCUGAAAUGACUCUGCGGCACAUCACUGCAUCUGGCAUUACGGGAUGGCCCCGUUUCUUCGACUUGUUGAAUGACCUCUGGACACCUGAUGUCAAGGCCACCCAGCUUGUAGAUGUCAUCUCCGGGGUCGCCCCCAUUCGCUCUGUGGUGAACGUUGGUUCAGGGUUUGCCGAUCUCGUCUUGCUUCCCAUUGCCCAAUUCAAGAAAGAUGGAAGAGUCGUACGAGGGCUACAGAGGGGUGCCAACUCUUUCGUCAAGUCUACCGCGAUGGAAGCUAUCAGACUGGGCGCUCGAUUGGCCACUGGCACCCAAGUGAUCCUCGAACAAGCUGAGGGCGUAAUUGGUGGGCAAUUCGACCAAGCAAUAACGACAGAAACCAUGCAACCAACCGCUUGGGAGGAAGACUCGAGGCCUUUGUUGGAUGAAGACGAGAUGGCGGAUUUGAUCAGCAAAUAUGCAGACCAACCAUCGGAUAUCACUGAAGGGGUGCAGUCUGCGUACAAGAGUCUGCGCAAGAAUUUGAACUCUGCAGCGCAGACGAUCCUGGCCGUGCCAAUGGAAGUAUAUGAGCGUUCGGGCGAUGAGGCGAGUGGUCCUGUUCGUGCCGUGAUUCGGGCGGUGCCCAUCGCUGUGUUGAAGCCGAUGAUAGGCGCAAGUGAGGCAAUAAGCAAGACACUGAUGGGUCUUCACAAUACAAUGGAUCCCAAUGUUCGGUAUGAGAACGAGGAGAAGUACAAGCAACGAUGA
Pleurotus ostreatus (oyster mushroom) is the source of this 5979-nucleotide messenger RNA. It is a transcript of the gene ATG2, whose product is annotated as autophagy- protein 2. The coding region runs from base 1 to 5979 and encodes 1992 amino acids. Gene Ontology annotation, cellular component: extrinsic component of membrane; phagophore assembly site. The record is from RefSeq and is a predicted model, not a curated record. Gene Ontology annotation, molecular function: phosphatidylinositol-3-phosphate binding. Gene Ontology annotation, biological process: autophagy of mitochondrion; autophagosome assembly; reticulophagy. The transcript has 16 exons. NCBI's taxonomy places the organism in Eukaryota, Fungi, Basidiomycota, Agaricomycetes, Agaricales, Pleurotaceae.